Messenger RNA from Pezoporus occidentalis (night parrot), 760 nucleotides. RefSeq names its product RAB4B, member RAS oncogene family (gene RAB4B). Gene Ontology annotation, cellular component: plasma membrane; recycling endosome. Gene Ontology annotation, molecular function: GTPase activity; GTP binding. Bases 113 to 745 code for a protein of 210 amino acids. Gene Ontology annotation, biological process: vesicle-mediated transport; regulation of endocytosis; Rab protein signal transduction. NCBI's taxonomy places the organism in Eukaryota, Metazoa, Chordata, Aves, Psittaciformes, Psittacidae. The record is from RefSeq and is a predicted model, not a curated record. The transcript is spliced from 8 exons.
GCGCGCCAGACCCGGAAGUGGCUCUCCUGGGCGCCGCCAUAUUGCGCCCGCUCCCUUCCGUACGGACCGGAGGCGGCGGCGGCGGCGGGGCCCGGCCCGGGUGGCUCCAGCCAUGUCCGAGACCUACGAUUUCCUCUUCAAAUUCCUGGUGAUCGGCAGCGCCGGCACCGGCAAAUCCUGCCUGCUGCACCAGUUCAUCGAGAACAAGUUCAAGCCGGAUUCCAACCACACGAUCGGCGUCGAGUUCGGCUCCAAGGUCGUCAACGUGGGCGGCAAGAGCGUGAAGCUGCAGAUCUGGGACACGGCCGGGCAGGAGCGCUUCAGGUCCGUCACCCGGAGCUAUUACCGGGGCGCCGCGGGAGCGCUGCUCGUCUACGACAUCACCAGCCGGGAAACCUACAACGCGCUCACCAAUUGGCUCACGGACGCGCGGACCCUGGCCAGCCCCAACAUCGUCAUCAUCCUCUGCGGGAAUAAGAAGGAUCUGGAUGCGGAGCGGGAAGUGACCUUCCUGGAAGCAUCCCGCUUCGCCCAGGAGAACGAGCUGAUGUUCCUGGAGACGAGCGCGCUGACGGGGGAGAACGUGGAGGAGGCGUUCCUGAAGUGCGCCCGCAGCAUCCUGAGCAAGAUCGAGUCCGGGGAGCUGGACCCGGAGCGGAUGGGGUCUGGGAUCCAGUUCGGGGACGCGGCCCUGAGGCAGCCGCGGGGGGGGGCGGCCCCGGCCCGGCAGAGCUGCGCCUGCUGAGAGCGGUCUUUCCGC